AUAUUGUUUUAAAAAUCCUUUUUCUCAUGUUUGUCUUGGAAAACACAUAUCACUACAUGAGUAAUGAUCAUAAAUGUUAAUAUCCCUUUAGGGUUAUGUGGAGAAUAUUGUGCAUGUCUAUUAAAAAGGGAAAAAUGUGUAUAAAAAACCAAGAGUUUACCUUUUCGGUAGAGAAUUAAUUUCAUAAAUAAGAAUUAUUUUCGCUUUUCUCACUACGAAGAAGUAAAUUUGAACUUGAAGUAUGUAUCCCAACAUUAUUCUAUAGUGACAAUAUACUGUCUGUGUGUGUGUGUGUGUGUGUGUGUGUGUGUGUUUGCAUAUAUAUUUCUAUAUAGUUGUGAGGAUGGAGCAUUGUGCGCAUGUUCUUUGCCUCAUUUGCAUGAAAGGAGACACAAUCAUAGCCUUCUGAAUCUGCCAGACCAGUUGAUUCAUCUUCUCAGUUAAUUGCUAAGUGUCUUAAAUGAUUUUAUUAUUCAUACUUGAAAAGAAACAUGUAGAAAUUUAACAGAGUUUGAGUACACCAUUUCUAACACCAGCUAGUUAGACCGAGUUAGCACAAGCUAGCUAGAUAGCUAAGAACAGCCACACAAUACUGACACUCCUCCUGCUUGAAUUCUGGUAUGCGUGUUUUUUUUCUUUUAAAUAAAUGGAGUUGAUAUAAUUUAGUUGGUAAUUAGAUUAGCUAGCUAAUUCUUGUCUUUUCUGUUCAAGGGUAACAAGACCAAACCUAGAUUACUUAAAACCAGCCAGAUACUAGCGAGCUAAUUUAGCUAGAGCUACCAUUCUUGUUUAGCUAACAGGAAAAUUUUAUUAGUGGAUUCUGAUAACCAAACCUUAUAUUAUAUUAUCUUAUCUAUUAUCUUAUAUGAAAUUUCAAUUUUUUUAAAGAAUUGGCUAGUCAACAUAUUUGACCUGUUGUCUUUUCAGCCAGUUGUUUUAUAUGUCAAUGUUCUGUUAUCUCUUUCCUCCGUUUUUGGUUUUUCGAUAUAACGCAGCAUUUGUCUUGUUUAACUGUGUAAUUGUGGUGUGUCUAACACUUUAGAGUGUGCUUUACAUUGUAUAAAUUUAAGGUAUUUUCUGAUUUACUGUUGAUUCUUGUCAUCACUUAAAUAUGAAUAAAAAUCUUUUACACAGUUCGUAAAGUCUCUGCUGCUGUUUAUUGGAUAAUUUAACUACAGUCCCUGGAUUUUGCUAGAGGGAACUUCUCAGAGUUUUUAUGGAGAUUUCAAGAGAAAUAUAGAUGAACAACACGGAAAAUAGACAAACAACAAGAGAAACAGAGAAACAACAAAGGACAACAACGGCAUUGUAGCAGUAAUAAUAUUAUCUCGAUAAAUUGCCAGAACUGUCUCAAAUGAUUUACUUGUAAAGUGUGACCAAAUGCACAAACAGAUUAAUUUGAUCAGCGGUUCUCAAACACACUUCUGAAGUGUGAAUUUCCCUCUGGAAUUAAUAAACUAUCUAUCUGUCUAGCCAGGGACCAUUUUAACUGUAAAAUAAAUUUUCCAACCGUAAUCUAACCACUCCAAUAUUAGGCUCAUUAUUUUAAUGUGUACAGUGUUAUUGAGAUUUGGAUUAAAAUCAAACAGAUGAAUAACUAUUAGAACUUAAUCAUAAAUAUAUCUUUGAUAAUUGUGGGUUGUGACGGCCAGAACAGUAAACUCCUGUAGACUAAUGAAGAUUGUACACACACAUUUUCCUGAGUUUGACUCUCUACAAAUGUUUUACAAAACUCCACACACACCCCAAAAGUUACAUACUGCAGUUUUAAUGAUGAACUGAAAAGCGCCGUAAAGAGGAGAAGCAAAAGCAAUUGAGUAAAGUGACUGAAACCCACAUACGAAGUCAAUCACCUGAAGAACCUGCCAGUAAUAAAGUAAUCAGCGCAUUUAUAAGCGUCAUCACCUUUUUCUAAAGGCAAAAUCACUUUGUUAGUAUUUUUCAACUCUUUCAUUUAUUGAAUUUUUUUUUAAUACUUCAUCAAUCAGAAUAUUCACCUGGAUAAAAUAGCAAGUGUUUCAUCAAUAAUAGUCACUAGUUUACAGAUACAGAUUUACUAAAUUGUUGAUACAUGAGAGUUUUUAUGUGUUAAAAUGAGGAACCGCCUACUGGUGCAUAAGUGAAAGUGAUAACAGACCCGUCUGAGCAGUCUGAAAGCUCACAUGAAGCAGGAAAACGUCUCUUUAAAACAAAUGCUGAAUUUAGUUACUGCAUAGAGAAUAAACUCCAGGAGUUCUGCUUAAGAGAAGAAGGAAGGGUUAAAAAGGAGAAGGGAAAAGGACACGGCUGAAUCUUUAUCAUCACAACUAAGACCAGGCAGAAGGAAGAACAUGAAUAAAUCUAUUAACUUUGCAGGUGAAUCCAGCAGCCUGUCUGAAAAGCAGUUACAGUGUUCUAUCUGUCUAGAAGUGUUCACUGAUCCCGUCACCACUCCAUGUGGACACAGCUUCUGCAAGAGCUGCCUCACACAAAGCUGGGAUAAGAGUCAACAUUAUUAUUGUUCAUUUUGCAAAGAGAAAUUCACCAAGAGACCUGAACUGAAGAUUAAUAUAACACUGAGAGAGGUUGCAGAUCACUUCAAGAAGAAAACUGUCUCAGAUAAGUCUCAGAUUCUUUGUGACAUCUGCACUGGUGAUAAAGAAAAAGCCAUAAAAUCCUGUCUGGAUUGUGGUGUGACUUACUGUACGUCUCAUCUAGAGCCUCAUAAUUAUGUUCCAAAAUAUAAGAAACACAAUCUAAUAAAUGCAGUGGAGAACCUGGAGAAAUACAUAUGCCAGAAGCAUGAGAGACCUCUGGAGCUGUUCUGUAGAGAUGAUCAGAUGUGUGUGUGUCAGUUCUGCACAGAGGGAGAACAUAAGACUCACAACGUUAUUCCAUUAGAGGAGGAGAGUGGAGAGAGGAAGAGUCAGCUGGGAAAAACUCAGACAGAGGUGCAGGAGAUGAUCCAGGAGCGACUGAAGAAGAUCCAGGAGAUUAAUCACUCAGUAGAGCUCAGCAAAAGAAACACAGAGAAAGAGAAAUCGGACAGUGUUGAAGUCUUCACCACUCUGAUUCGCUCCAUUGAGAGGAGUCAGGCUGAGCUGCUGAAGGUGAUGGAGGAGAAGCAGAAAGCAGCAGAGAAGCAGGCUGAAGGACUCGUUAAAGAGCUGGAACAGGAAAUCCAUGAGCUAAAGAGGAGAGACACUGAGCUGGAGCAGCUCUCACACACUGACGAUCAUCUCCACCUCCUACAGAUUUAUCCGUCACUGUGCAGCGCUCCACACACCAAGAACUGGACUGAGAUCAGGAUUAACACUGAACUGAACAUGGACGCUGUGAAGACAACUCUGUCUCAGCUUCAGAAAACUCUGAAUGAGAAACUCAGUAGAACGCUGAAUGAGAAGCUGAAGGAAAUGGUCUCCACAGAACUGAAGAGGAUUCAGCAGUAUGCAGUGGAUGUGACUCUGGAUCCUGAUACAGCUCAUCCCUAUCUCAUCCUGUCUGAUGAUGGAAAACAAGUGACGUGUGAAGACACAAAGCAGAAUCUCCCAGAAACCCCAAAAAGAUUCACUUAUUAUGCAAUAAUCCUGGGAAAGCAGGGUUUCUCCUCAGGGAGGUUUUACUAUGAGGUGCAGGUCAGCGGGAAGACGGAGUGGGAUUUAGGAGUGGUCAGAGAAUCUGUUAACAGGAAGGGGAAGAUUGAACUUAACCCUCAGGAUGGAUUCUGGACUGUAACUCUGAGAAAGGGGAAUGAGUAUAAGGCUUGUGAUGAUACCUGUAUCUCCCUCUCCCUGAGAGAGAAACCCCAGAAGGUGGGAGUGUUUGUGGAUUAUGAGGAGGGUCUGGUCUCCUUUUAUGAUGUUGAAGCCAGGUCUCAUAUCUACUCUUUCACUGGUCAGUCUUUGACUGAGAAACUCUAUCCGUACUUCAGUCCUUGUGAAAAUGAUGGUGGUAAAAACUCAGCACCACUGAUCAUCUCUCAUGUGUAAAUUUGCACUUCACAAAAUCAGUAGUGUAUGAAAGGU
Messenger RNA from Pangasianodon hypophthalmus (striped catfish), 4004 nucleotides. RefSeq names its product E3 ubiquitin-protein ligase TRIM39-like. The transcript has 8 exons. NCBI's taxonomy places the organism in Eukaryota, Metazoa, Chordata, Actinopteri, Siluriformes, Pangasiidae. The record is from RefSeq and is a predicted model, not a curated record. Gene Ontology annotation, molecular function: zinc ion binding; protein binding. Bases 2331 to 3968 code for a protein of 545 amino acids.